Molecule: messenger RNA, 1689 nt
Organism: Orbilia oligospora ATCC 24927
Lineage: Eukaryota; Fungi; Ascomycota; Orbiliomycetes; Orbiliales; Orbiliaceae
Exons: 4
Coding region: 1-1689 (562 amino acids)
Biological process (GO): SCF-dependent proteasomal ubiquitin-dependent protein catabolic process
Cellular component (GO): SCF ubiquitin ligase complex
Molecular function (GO): protein binding
Source: RefSeq, a predicted model, not a curated record
AUGUCCGAAAAGCCAACUGAAUUGAAACCCUCGUCAGGCGAGCUCGCAGACGAGCUCGAGUCCUUCAGGCGCCAAUGGAAGGAAGACCUCCAGUUCCAAAGGCAGCCAUUGACUACUACUACUCCCCAGCCGAAUUCGGAUGUGGUUCCUACUUCAUCGUCAUCCUCAAACCCUAUUGAUCAUACUACACUAAAGGCUCCGCAUAAGCGACGGCAUUCCCAGAAUGCCCGUGAUACCAUCCCGCAAGAUCUAUUGGCUCAAAGGCAACAUGAUAUUGAUGGGUUUAGAAGUUUGGAUUUGGAUGUCAAGCCUACCCCUAGCCUUGGGUCUGGAGAGAGGAUUUUAGAUAGUGCACCAUUGACGACGGGGUUGGAGCAUUAUGAGGCAGCGGUCGAGAAGGAGAAAGAUGGAAGGAUUAAUGAAAGUGUUAGGUUAUACAGGAAAGCUUUCAAGCUUGACCCUUCUGUCCAUGAGAAGUUUAAGGAAAAGUAUUAUCCUAAGCAGCCUGCGUCAGGAAAGCCGAAGAAUGCGGAGUCGGCAGAGACAUCGGAACAAGGACUUCUUCCCACCGAGGAAUUAGUGAAUACCUUCACUGGGGUUCCCAUAACAGCAGGAGAAAGUAUCAACCUCGCUUCACUCAAAGGGAAAAAUUCUUACAAGAAAGCGCCAACAUGUCCGAUUUCUACGAUCCCGAGGGAAAUCCUGAUACAUAUAUUUUCCAUGCUUGCUGCAACCGAUCUUCCCUCAUUCGUCAGAUCAGCAACAGUUUGCAAAUCUAUUUGCUAUCUGAUAUAUACUGAACGGCAAUUCUGGAGAGAACUCUGCAAGAAUGCCUAUGAAAAUAUGAUAUGGGGUCCCUCGUGGGCUUGCGAUAUUAAAGGCGGUCCAUUACUUGACCAUGAUCUCGAUAAAAUAGAAACCGGGCUCAGCAGCCUCGGUAUUAUCGAAGAAGAUGAUAGUGAGGGUUCUGGCGAGGAGGAAAUCUCGAAGUUGGACGUACUUCCAACCCGUCCGAUCGACGAAAUCGAAGUCAUCAAAUACAAUUCGUCUUAUAGGUUGAUGUUCAUCGAACGUCCCAAGAUCAGAUAUAAUGGAAUUUAUAUCUCAACUUGCACUUACCUUCGUCAAGGGCACCAAGCCGCAAGUAGUAUGGCACUAUCAACUAUACCUGUCCACAUGGUCACAUACUAUCGAUACCUCCGCUUCUUCCCCUCCGGCUUUGCCAUACAUCUUCUCACGCCUGCUGAACCUUCUGAUGUUGUCCAUUCCAUAACCAUUGAUAACUACAACUACCUCUCGUCCAUAAAAGCUACAACUUCAACAAACCUUCCUAGCCACUUCAACAACAUAAAACACAUUCUUCCCGCCCGCUGGCGUGUCCAUUUUAACCCACACACAUAUCCUUCACCCAACUCAACAGACGAACCAGGACAUAGAAUUCAGAUAGAAAGCAAAGGAUCCGAUACGGCUGGUCGGUAUAUAAAUACUCUUGAUUUGACGCUAAAAAUGAGGCCGAGGGGUAUCGGUGGGCGGAGGGGUUAUGGAGAUAGACUUUCGUGGAAUAGUUACACAAGUUUUAAUGUUUUGACGGAGGAUAAAGGGGCAUAUUCGUUGAAGAACGAUAAGCCAUUUUACUUUAGUAGGGUGAAGAGUUAUGAACGCGAGGUGUUGAAGGAGGCCGAAGAAUGA